AUGAAAAAGGAUGUAUGGUUACGCCUUACAAACUGCAAAAAUAAACCAUUAUCUGAGGAGCAGGUUAGGGGUAUCCAUCCAGACAUUGAGGAGUUGCUUACUAGGGAGGUUAAUAGAUACCAUAACAAAAAAAAUCGCCAGAAGAUUAAGAUUGAAGCAAAUGCGAUCCCAGAGGGAUCCUCCACCUUAUUUCGGCUAGAUGGAUUUGAGAAACAGUUAGAGGAACGUGAGCUUCAUGUACAGCAACGGGAGAAUAAUAUUAAGAAAACUAUUGAGGCCCAGGUUGCUGAGGAACGUAAACAUCUAAAAGAUGAAUAUGAUGCUCUUAAGUCUCGUCUGGAGAGUGAAUAUAAUAAUUGUAUGGUAGAUAUGAAACAGAAAAUAUAUUCAUUCAAACAUCAGCUAGAAGAGCAACAGAAAUCCGGCUCAGAUGACUUGGAGAGGCAAUACAAAUCUCGUAUCUGUGCUUUGGAUAAAUCUAAUGCUGUGAAAGAUAAGGAGAUUGGCAAGUUAUCAGCAUCCCUAUCACGAUCUAAAAAUGAAAUAAAGGAUCUUAAACAUGUCCUUUCUUCGGUUAAAAAAACUAUCAAGACAUUGGAUGAUAUUAUCUAUUCUAAAGACCAAACAAUUAUUGCCUAUUAUGAUGGAAUCCGUUCUAUCAAUCCUGACUGUAUAGAUAAUACUAUAGAGCCAACUAUCUUUUAUGAAAAAGAAGCCAAAGUAUUGUGGACUAGAUGGCAUGAUGACGCUAAAGAUGAUCUAAACAUCCGAAAAAAAUAUACUUUUCGAACUCAUGUCUAG
This is a messenger RNA of Rhizophagus irregularis DAOM 181602=DAOM 197198, 801 nucleotides long. Lineage: Eukaryota; Fungi; Glomeromycota; Glomeromycetes; Glomerales; Glomeraceae. The record is from RefSeq and is a predicted model, not a curated record.